Messenger RNA from Sorex araneus (European shrew), 2633 nucleotides. It is a transcript of the gene PARP16, whose product is annotated as poly(ADP-ribose) polymerase family member 16. Gene Ontology annotation, biological process: endoplasmic reticulum unfolded protein response. Gene Ontology annotation, molecular function: protein serine/threonine kinase activator activity; NAD+ poly-ADP-ribosyltransferase activity; kinase binding. The record is from RefSeq and is a predicted model, not a curated record. The transcript is spliced from 6 exons. The coding region runs from base 575 to 1546 and encodes 323 amino acids. Gene Ontology annotation, cellular component: nuclear envelope; endoplasmic reticulum tubular network; membrane. Lineage: Eukaryota; Metazoa; Chordata; Mammalia; Eulipotyphla; Soricidae.
GCGGGGCGCGGGGCGGGUGCUGGGCGGCGACGAGCCGGAGCUCCGGCUGCGCGGGGAGCGAGGUGGGCGCGCGGCGCCGGAGACCCCCGCAGGAAGGCGCGGCGUGCGGCGUGCUGUGUGCGGGGCUGGGGGCACGCGGGGCGGUGGGGCGCCGGCGCCGAGGACAGCCGGCCGAGCCCUGGCGCUUGGGCCGCGACACCUGGAGGCGGAACAGGAAGACGCGGGCGGCGCCGCGACCUCGCCGGGCGCGGGGCGGGGGCUGUGUCCGCGCACCCCUGGGGGAGCCUCGGCCGCGGCCCCUGCCAGGGACACCCCGUUGUCCUCUCAUCCCAUGUCAUAGCCCCUCCCGUAGGCCCGGGCACCCCGGACCCCAUUAUCCCCCAGCCCCUCUCUGGCGCUGACCCGCGUCCCCGCCGGCCCGUCUCCUCGGCGGGUCCCCGGAGCCCCGCAGGAGCCGCCCGUCAGCGCCUCUGCCGGCCCCCGCGAUCCCGUCCCGCCGCCGAGCUCCAGCCCCGGCCCCGGAACCCGGUCCAGCCCCGCGCUCCCGCCGGGCCGCGCGCCCGCAGCAGCUGGGAUGCAGCCCGCAGGCCUGGAGGCCGUUCGGGAGGCGGCGGGCCGCGACGUGCUGGCCGCGGACCUUCUGUGCAGCCUCUUCGCGUCGGCGCUGCAGAGCUACAAGCGCGACUCGGUUCUGCGGCCCUUCCCCGCGUCCUACGCCCGCCACAACUGCAAGGACUUCGAGGCCCUGCUCGAUGACGCCAGCAAGCUGCCGAACCUGCGAGAACUUCUCCAGGCCUCGGGCCACAGAGACAGACGGGCCUGGGACCUGGUGGGCUGGAUCUUAUCGUCAAAGGCCCUGGCGAUCCACAGUGCAGGAAGGUCGGAGUUUGAGAAGAUUCGGAAGCUGACCCGGGCCACCCACGUGGCCGUCCCUGUGCCGAACUUCCUGUUUGAGAUCGAGUACUUCGACCCGGCGAAUGCCAAGUUCUACGAGACCAAAGGCGAGCGAGAGCUCAUCUACGCCUUCCACGGCAGCCGCCUGGAGAACUUCCACUCCAUCAUCCACAACGGCUUGCACUGCCACCUCAACAAGACGUCCCUGUUUGGGGAAGGCACCUACCUCACCAGUGACCUGAGCCUGGCCCUCAUUUACAGCCCCCACGGCCUCGGGUGGCAGCGCAGCCUCCUGGGCCCCAUCCUCAGCUGCGUGGCCGUGUGCGAGGUCAUCGACCACCCGGACGUCAAGUGCCAGAUGAAGAGGAAGGAUUCCCAGGAGAUAGACCGCAGUCGAGCGCGAGUCAAGAACAGCGAGGGGGGCGACGUCCCUCCCAAGUACUUCGUGGUCACCAACAACCAGCUCCUGCGGGUGAAGUACCUGCUGGUCUACUCACAGCAGCAGCCCACGGGCAGGGCGUGCCGCCAGCUCUCCUGGGUCUCCAGCCACUGGUUUGCCGUCAUGAUCUCCCUGUACCUGCUGCUGCUGCUGGCCAUGAGUGUCAUCAACUCCUCAGCCUUCCAGCACUUCUGGAGAUGGGUGAAGAGAUAAUCUUCCCCGCCCUGGAUCGGGGUCCGUCUCAGCCACGUGCCUUACGGUCAGCUUGUCCUGUGCCUCUCGCCACGCUGGGCGCGGGCGCCUGGGGAGCCCAGGACGAUGUUCGUACGCCAUAAACGUAUCCGCUGCCUUUGAUGGUCUCGCCGGAAACGUCUGGGCCCUCGAGCUUGGCUUCCAGGGACCCUCCGUCUGCUCUUCCCUAAAUGUCCUGGGGAGUCGGCUCUUCGGCCAAAGGAAAAAAAGUCUUGCUGUAUUUAAAAACAAAGUGUCCGAGCUGUCAGGGGCCUGUUUACAAUUGCUCCUGGCAGCCGUGGGCCGUCUCUGAUGCCUUCUGGAAGACAGAGAACGUGUAGUGGGGCCCAUAAAUCACGAGGCUCUCGCCUUGUUUUGACUCCAGACAGCCAAGAGGAACAGUCAUGCUUCUCAUAAAAACCAGGGGGAUCUUUUUUCUUUUUUUUCUGAGUCCCUGCAGCCUUUGAAUGUGAGUGCAAAACAUUUCCACAGUUGCUUCAGAUCUAUAGCCGGGCCUGUCCUGCCGCAGAGCAAGGCGUCGGGGCCGUGGCACUGGCCGCUCACGCCGGCUCUCCCCCGUGCUGCCGGUCGGCUGCUGCUUCCUGCCAAAAGGGAGCGAGAGGUUCGAGUUCUGAUUUUUUUUCCUUUUUUUCCCUAAGUAGCCCUGACACGUUGGUCUCUGUGAGUGAGUGAAGGGGAUGUUUCAGAAACUCGGCACCAUCCGGCCUGUGCCCACAGCCUCUCUCCCGUUGGGGCGCAGAGGCCGGGUGCUGUGGCGGGCCCGCCCUUCUUCUCACGGAGCUGCCUUGAUGGUGUCCAGGGCCUUCUGUGGGCCGCUCAGCCCCACUCAGCUUCGGCUUCCCGAGGGAGACAGUGGCCGCCCAGGGAGCUGCCUCUCAUGGUCUGUCCCCCUCCCCGUGGGGUUUGGCCAUUACCAGCCCUGUCUGAUCAUGUGGGGCCUGGGAUUAUGUCGUUUCUCCAUGCUCAUUGAAGGUGUGAGAAAGCCCCUAUCAGGAUUUUACAUCGAAUAUUUGAACAUUUCCGAAACAAUAAAAGGUAUUUUCCUAAA